GCGACCGUUCCAUCCCUCGCAACGAUCGAUCGUUAUUCUACAGCCCUGCGAGAUAUCGCCAUGGCGUUGGAGAUCGAAUUCCCCCUAUCUCUGUUUCCCACAGCAACGGAGGAGGAGAUGAUGGGAUGAAAUCCUAGGCAGUUUCGAGGAAAUCUUCUACUUGAAUUCAAGAGGAGGAGGAGGAGGAGGAGCGAGGGAUUUGGAAGAAAAAAGGGGCGGCAAACGAGUAGGGUUGGGAUUCAUGGAGGGGGGAGGAGGAUAGGAUGAGACGAGAGGCAGGGAAUGGAUAGAGGGUGCGAACAAUGCGGCUAGGAUGAUAUCCUAGACAGUUUCGAGGUAACAUUGUUCUUCAUUCUGGGAAAAGGGAGGAGGAGAGGAUGAACGGCAGGGGGUGGGAGAGGGUGCGGAUGGCGCGGUUGGGCGGGGAGGCCGCGGUGGUGGGGACGAGGAGGAGAGAGGUAGCGGACUUCCGGCAGGUGUCGUCGCAGACCGUGCGGCUCGGUCGUGUCCAGCCCCAGCAUCCCAGCCACCGCACCAUAUACUGCAACGACUCCGACGCUAACUCCAUUGCCAGAUUUAAGAGCAAUUCCAUAUCGACGACGAAGUACAGUGUCUUGACCUUUCUACCCAAGGGUUUAUUUGAGCAGUUCAGGCGAGUUGCUAAUUUGUACUUUCUCAUGAUCUCAAUCUUAUCCACUACACCAAUCAGUCCAGUGUCACCUGUAACGAAUGUUGUUCCUCUCAGUUUAGUUCUUUUGGUAUCUCUUAUCAAGGAGGCAUUUGAAGAUUGGAAGCGUCUUCAAAAUGACAACUCAAUCAAUAAUACUGCUGUUGAUGUGUUGCAAGGUCAAAAUUGGGAAAGUGUGCCUUGGAGAAAGCUGCAAGUUGGAGACAUUGUGAGGGUCAAGCAAGAUGGCUUUUUUCCGGCUGAUUUGGUCUUCCUUGCUAGUACAAAUCCUGAUGGAGUCUGCUACAUUGAGACUGCAAAUCUAGAUGGAGAAACCAAUUUGAAGAUUAGAAAAGCAUUAGAGAAGACAUGGGAUUACUUGGCUCCUGAGAUAGCUGAUAAAUUUAAAGGGGAAAUACAGUGUGAACAGCCAAACAAUUCACUUUAUACUUUUACUGGAAAUCUUAUCAUUGAAAGUCAAACCUUGCCUCUUUCUCCAAAUCAAAUUCUACUUAGAGGUUGCAGCCUUCGGAACACGGAAUACAUUGUUGGGGCUGUUAUUUUUACUGGUCAUGAAACAAAAGUUAUGAUGAAUUCUAUGAGUGUUCCUUCUAAAAGAAGUACGUUGGAAAGGAAACUGGAUAAACUUAUACUUACUCUUUUUGGUGGUUUAUUCAUGAUGUGUCUGAUUGGAGCCAUUGGAAGUGGAGUUUUUAUCAACCGCAAAUACUACUUCCUAGGACUUUUUGAUGAUGUGGAGGGUCAAUUUAAUCCUAACAAUAGAUUUGUGGUUACUAUUCUGACAAUGUUUACAUUGAUAACAUUGUACUCAACUAUCAUCCCUAUUUCUCUCUAUGUCUCAAUUGAGAUGAUCAAGUUCAUUCAGUGUGCUCAGUUUAUUGACAAAGAUUUGCACAUGUAUCAUGCUGAAAGCAACACCCCUGCAUUAGCACGGACAUCCAAUCUGAAUGAGGAACUUGGGCAGGUGGAGUAUAUAUUUUCUGACAAAACAGGAACCUUAACUAGAAACCUGAUGGAGUUCUUCAAGUGUUCAAUUGGUGUGGAGGCAUAUGGAACUGGAAUUACCGAGAUUGAAAAAGGACAAGCACAACGAAGUGGGAAAAAAUUAAGUGAGGAUGCAAAGUCAGAUACAGCAGUUCGUGAAAAAGGCUUCAACUUUGAUGAUGCUAGGAUUAUGCAUGGUGCUUGGAGAAAUGAGCAUGAUCCUGAGAUCUGCAAGGAGUUUUUCAGAUGUCUUGCAUUAUGCCAUACUGUUCUUCCAGAAGGUGAUGAAUCCCCAGAGAAGAUUACUUAUCAAGCUGCAUCACCUGAUGAGGCUGCCCUUGUAACUGCUGCGAAGAACUUUGGUUUCUUCUUUUAUAGGCGCACACCAACCACAGUCAUGGUACGUGAAUCACAUGUUGAAACGAUGGGUAUGAAACAAGAUGUGUCAUAUGAGAUCCUAAAUGUUUUAGAAUUUAACAGUACAAGGAAGCGCCAGUCUAUUGUGUGUCGCUAUCCGAAUGGAAGGCUUGUCCUCUAUUGUAAGGGUGCGGAUACUGUCAUAUUUGAAAGAUUGUCUGAUGCAAGUAAUGACAUUAGAAAAGUCACCAGGGAGCACUUGGAACAGUUUGGUUCGGCGGGUCUACGUACACUUUGCCUUGCCUAUCGGGAAUUAACAAAUGAUUUAUAUGAAAAAUGGAAUGAGAAAUUUAUUCAAGCCAAAUCGUCUUUAAGAGACCGGGAUAAAAAACUUGAUGAGGUGGCAGAGAUUAUUGAAAAGGAUCUUAUACUAAUAGGAUGCACUGCUAUUGAAGAUAAGCUUCAAGAUGGAGUUCCAGCUUGCAUAGAAACUUUGGCUAGAGCUGGUAUAAAAAUCUGGGUGUUGACAGGGGAUAAAAUGGAGACUGCAAUAAAUAUUGCUUAUGCAUGCAACUUGAUCAAUAAUGACAUGAAGCAAUUCAUCAUCAGUUCAGAAACUGAUGCAAUCCAAGAGGCCGAGGAAAAGGGUGACCCUGUGGAGAUUGCACGUGUCAUAAAAGACACAGUAAAAAAUCAUCUGAAACAAUGCCAUGAGGAGGCCCAUCGAUACGUUCAUGUGUCGGGGCAAAAGUUGGCUCUUGUAAUUGAUGGCAAAUGUUUAAUGCAUGCACUGGACCCAAAUUUACGUGUGAAUCUGCUCAACUUAAGCUUGAAUUGUAGUUCAGUAAUUUGUUGUCGUGUUUCUCCACUUCAAAAGGCACAGGUUACAAGCCUAGUCAAGAAAGGUGCUCAUAGGAUCACCCUUAGUAUAGGGGAUGGUGCAAACGAUGUAAGUAUGAUCCAGGCUGCUCAUGUUGGUGUUGGCAUAAGUGGUCUGGAAGGGAUGCAAGCUGUAAUGGCUAGUGAUUUUGCCAUUGCUCAGUUUCGCUUCCUUACAGAUCUGCUUCUUGUACAUGGAAGAUGGUCAUAUAUCAGGUUAUGUAAGGUGAUCACUUACUUCUUCUACAAGAAUCUUACAUUUACAUUGACUCAGUUUUGGUUCACCUUUCAAACUGGCUUCUCUGGUCAGAGAUUUUAUGAUGACUGGUUCCAAUCUUUGUACAAUGUCAUUUUUACAGCUCUUCCUGUGAUCAUUGUUGGACUUUUUGACAAGGAUGUAAGUGCUUCUUUGUCAAAGAAGUAUCCAGAGCUCUACAGGGAAGGAAUCAGAAAUAUGUUUUUCAAAUGGAGAGUUGUGGCAGUAUGGGCUUUCUUUGCUGUAUACCAGUCUUUGAUCUUCUAUUAUUUCACAACUACUGCAAGUCAGAAUGGUCAUAAUUCAUCAGGAAUGAUAUUUGGUCUUUGGGAUGUUAGUACAAUGGCCUUUACUUGUGCUGUUGUAACUGUCAACUUGCGCCUUCUUAUGGUAUGCAAUUCACUUACGAGGUGGCACCUUCUGAGUGUUUCAGGGAGCAUUUUAGCAUGGUUUAUUUUUAUCUUCAUAUAUUCUGGAAUAAUGACCCCAAAUGAUAGACAGGAAAAUGUUUAUUUUACCAUAUACGUGCUUUUGAGCACAUUCUAUUUCUACCUAACACUGCUUCUCAUCCCUGUUGUUGCCCUUCUCAGCGACUUCUUUUACCUUGGGAUCCAAAGAUGGUUUUUCCCCUACAACUAUCAAAUUGUUCAAGAGAUUCACAGAGGCGAGUAUGAAGGUGUCGGCAGCAGAGAGUUUCUAGAAAUCGGUAAUAAUCUAACACCAGAUGAAGCUCGGAGUUAUGCUAUAUUACAGCUUCCAAGAGAAAAGUCGAGGCACACCGGUUUUGCUUUUGAUUCGCCUGGUUACGAAUCAUUUUUUGCAUCACAACAAGGUGUUUUUGCACCAAUAAUGGCAUGGGAUGUAGCCCGUCGAGCAAGUGUGAGGUCAAAAAGAACAUCUCAAAGAUAACUGUUUAUCACUGUACAUUUCUUCAUCAUUAUUUCACACUAGUUAAGAAUGUAAGUAGCUGUAUAUUGUAUAGCUUUCAUAUCUCGUAUCACAAAUGUUUUCACUAUAUUUUCUCUUAUUGCAUAAGCUGG
Musa acuminata subsp. malaccensis (wild Malaysian banana) is the source of this 4204-nucleotide messenger RNA. Its product is annotated as phospholipid-transporting ATPase 3-like. Gene Ontology annotation, cellular component: trans-Golgi network; plasma membrane. The record is from RefSeq and is a predicted model, not a curated record. Lineage: Eukaryota; Viridiplantae; Streptophyta; Magnoliopsida; Zingiberales; Musaceae. Gene Ontology annotation, molecular function: ATP binding; ATPase-coupled intramembrane lipid carrier activity; magnesium ion binding. Gene Ontology annotation, biological process: Golgi vesicle budding; phospholipid translocation.